UAUUACAGCAUCAGAUUCUUCAUCUCUAUAUAUACCUUGCCAGCUCCUUCACUCCAACACAAAUUCACAGUAUUAUUAAGAAACACUCCAACUGUCUAGCCUUUUUGCAAUAAGAUAGAAUGGCUUUAGCUCGUUUGGCUUUGAAGAAGCUGCAUAAGGGUGCGAUUUCAGUACCGUCUUCUUCGUGUUUGGGUAAAGAACAGAGGUGGAGCUCUGAGCUUGUGAACAGGCUCUUCUCUUCAUCAUCGUUGUCGCCUCGUGAUGAGGCUGCCACUAGUCCUGAUCAGAGUGCCAAAAAGUCCAAACUCUUUCCGAGAAAGCGAGGCAAUAGGCAUCUUUGGAGAAACAACAAUUAUGAUUUCCCGCCUUCUCUCUGGGAGUUCUUCCCAUCAGGGCUAGGAAACGCACUGAUACAAGCAACAGACAACAUAAACAGAGUCCUCGAGAACAUGGGGCCUUCCCAACUAUUAAAAGGGUUUAAAGAGAAGAAAGAGUGCUACAAGCUCAAGUAUGAAAUGCCCGGACUGGCCAAAGAUGAAGUGAAGAUCACAGUCGAAGAUGGCGGCGUGUUGAGGAUCAGAGGAGAGCACAAGGAAGAACAUGAAGAAGCAGAGGAUGAAGAGCAGCCGUCCUGGUCAUCGAGAUACGGGUACUAUGAUACUCGCUUGGCAUUGCCUGAUGACGCGAAAAUUGAAGAAAUCAAAGCUGAGAUGAAAGAUGGUGUUCUGAAAAUUACCAUACCUAGGAGUGAGAAGCAGCAGAAGGAUGUCAAGGAAGUUCAAGUCCAGUGAUAUUUGUAUCUAGUGCUCUAAAAAUGCUGCUAAUUAAAAUCUUUUUAUCUUCCCGUAUCUUAAGAGUUGUUUGGUGCUUUGUAAUAAUUUGUGUGCUCUUGUUUGUAAGUCUUUGAAAAUAUGAAUAAAGUUGUUUAAAACUUUUUUUUUACUAAACAA
This is a messenger RNA of Daucus carota subsp. sativus, 950 nucleotides long. RefSeq names its product 26.5 kDa heat shock protein, mitochondrial. Gene Ontology annotation, biological process: response to heat. The transcript has 2 exons. NCBI's taxonomy places the organism in Eukaryota, Viridiplantae, Streptophyta, Magnoliopsida, Apiales, Apiaceae. The record is from RefSeq and is a predicted model, not a curated record. The coding region runs from base 120 to 791 and encodes 223 amino acids.